Cutaneotrichosporon cavernicola is the source of this 756-nucleotide messenger RNA. RefSeq lists its product as uncharacterized. Bases 1 to 756 code for a protein of 251 amino acids. NCBI's taxonomy places the organism in Eukaryota, Fungi, Basidiomycota, Tremellomycetes, Trichosporonales, Trichosporonaceae. The transcript has 3 exons. The record is from RefSeq and is a predicted model, not a curated record. Gene Ontology annotation, cellular component: cytoplasm.
AUGACCACUCGAGUCAUCCUUGUUGGCAUCGGCGGUGCGAGCUGUUCGGGCAAGACUCUACUAGCGAAACAUCUCUGCCGUCUGCUCCCCGACGCCAUCUUGUUGCACCAGGACGACUUCUGCCCCCCAGAGAAGGACAUCCCCGUGCACCCCGAGCACGGCGUUCAGGACUGGGAUGAUCCGGAAACAUGUAUAGAUUGGCCUCGUCUGCGGGGUGCUUUGCAGCGUGUACGAGAGACGGGGCGAGUCGAGUACACUAGCAAUGACCACCUGAACAAACAGACCGAGGUGGGCGUCGACGCGACUGUGGCUGCCAAGUGGAGGGAACGUUUCGCCGAAACACGGGCCGUACAAUGGAUCCUGAUUGAUGGGUUCGUGCUAUACUGGGACCAAGCCGUCGCCGACACGCUCGACGUCAAGCUCUUGCUCUGCGUGCCCAAGGAGACGUUGCGGGCGCGCAGGGAUCAGCGGUCGUAUGCGCUACAGCACGCCGACGAUGCUGCUGCUGGCAUAGUAUGGGAAGACCCACCGGGGUACUUUGACAACAUUGUGUAUCCAGCAUACGUCAAGGCGCACGUCGGUGUGUUCAGAGGCGGCGACGUCGAGAACGGUGAUGCUCACCCCGGCUCUGGUGUGGUGCUGAUCCGCCCGCCACACGGCGAGGAGGGCAUGACUGCGGCGUUGGGUGAGGCAUGUGAGGCGUUGCUGGCCGCUGCCAUGGGCGGCGCAGGUGCAGUAGUGAACCAGCCACUGUAG